AUGGCUACCUUGCCAAGUAGUAAAUCAACCAGCAAAGUUGCAUUGACAACUAAUGUGGAAGAAACUUCAAAGGAACAGCAAUUUCAGGAAAUUGAGAAACUUCAAGAUUUAGGAAUUAAUGCGGCAGACAUAAACAAACUUAAGGGAAGUGGAUAUUGCACAAUUUUAUCUUUAAUCCAAACAACAAAAAAAGAAUUAUGUAAUGUUAAAGGAAUAUCUGAAGUUAAAGUUGAUAAAAUAUUAGAGGUAGCUUCAAAAAUAGAAAAUUGUUCAGUAUUUAUUACGGGUAAUCAGCUAGUUCAAAAGAGAAGUAAGGUAUUAAAGAUUACAACUGGAAGUUCAGUUUUGGAUAAAACAUUAGGUGGUGGAAUUGAAAGUAUGGCAAUUACUGAAUUAUUUGGAGAAAAUCGUUGUGGCAAAACUCAAGUAUGUCACACUUUAGCUGUUACUGCUCAAUUGCCAAAGAAUAUGAACGGGGGUAAUGGAAAGGUUUGCUAUAUAGAUACUGAAGGAACAUUUAGACCAGAAAAGAUAUGUAAGAUUGCUCAAAGGUUUGGAUUAAAUAGUGAAGAUGUGCUAGAUAAUAUUUUAUAUGCUAGAGCUUUUACACACGAGCAUUUAUAUCAAUUACUAGCCACGUCAGCAGCGAAGAUGUGCGAAGAGCCAUUUUCCCUGCUUGUUGUCGACUCUAUAAUAUCUCUUUUUCGAGUGGAUUUUAGUGGGAGAGGUGAGCUGUCUGAAAGACAACAGAAAUUAAAUAAAAUAAUGUCCAUAUUGUCAAAACUUGGAGAACAAUUUAACAUAGCAGUUAUGAUUACAAAUCAAGUUAUGUCGGAUCCCGGGGCAACUAUGACAUUUAUUGCUAAUCCGAUGAAGCCAGUUGGGGGUCAUGUAAUUGGACAUGCAUCUACAACAAGGUUGUCACUAAGGAAAGGAAAAGGGGAUCAACGAGUUUGCAAAGUUUAUGAUGCCCCGAACCUUCCCGAAACCGAAUGCAUUUUUCAAUUGUCGGACGGAGGGGUCAUAGAUGCAUUAGACUAG
Plasmodium vinckei vinckei is the source of this 1041-nucleotide messenger RNA. Its product is annotated as meiotic recombination protein DMC1, putative. Lineage: Eukaryota; Apicomplexa; Aconoidasida; Haemosporida; Plasmodiidae. The record is from RefSeq and is a predicted model, not a curated record. Gene Ontology annotation, molecular function: DNA strand exchange activity; single-stranded DNA binding; ATP binding. The coding region runs from base 1 to 1041 and encodes 346 amino acids. Gene Ontology annotation, cellular component: nucleus; condensed nuclear chromosome. The transcript has 6 exons. Gene Ontology annotation, biological process: reciprocal meiotic recombination; DNA repair; DNA recombinase assembly.